This is a messenger RNA of Fonsecaea monophora, 891 nucleotides long. RefSeq lists its product as hypothetical. The coding region runs from base 1 to 891 and encodes 296 amino acids. The record is from RefSeq and is a predicted model, not a curated record. NCBI's taxonomy places the organism in Eukaryota, Fungi, Ascomycota, Eurotiomycetes, Chaetothyriales, Herpotrichiellaceae. The transcript has a single exon.
AUGUCUUUUGCAGCAAACCCCCGUGCCCCAAAACCCGACCGGGACAACAUCCCCCAAGAGCCAACAGGGCCCGUGGCGUCGGACUCGCUCGCGGCCGAAUCGCUCAAGAACCGUGGCGGGUUCACCGAAAACACCUCCGCGGCGCCGCUGGGCGUCCGGGGCGACCAAUCCACGCUCAACAACACGGACACUUCGGGGGCGACAACGUUGCCGCCUGCCGAGUCGGGGAGUGAGCGGGAAAAGAAGAAUGCCCUGGGCGCAGGGGCUGAUGAGAAGGGCGUCGCUGGAUUGAAGUACCCCGAGGCAGCGGGGCGGGCGCAGUUUGACGGCGCACACAGUGACCAGGGGGCUUAUGUCGGUGGUGGGCAAUCGAAUAGCAGCGGUGGCGGACAGGCUAGGCCAGCGGGCGCGAGUGACUUUGGUGCCUCGACGACCACCUCGUCCUCCACGCGCGGUCCUGAUGACAAGUUCAUCCGAUCCGGCGCGGACAUCGACAAUUCCGCUUCGAAGGGCAAUACCACCCAGACCAGUGGCGCCGGUGGUCCCGCCACCGGCACGGGGGUCCGUCCCCACGUCGACGCCGCCCCUGGGUACGUCUCGAGUGUGACAGGGGAUGCCGUCCCCGCGGGCACGUUUAAGCCCAAGGGCGCCAACCUCGACGACGCCGACGUCUCGCAGAGCAUACCGCAGACAAAGACCUUCACGGGCGCCAUCGGCACGGUCAACGACCCAGGCCGCCUCGCCGAGCGCGAGUUCCUCGGUCGCAACGACGACCCUAUCGGCGAGCUGGGCCAGGCUGGCGUCGAAGGAGGCCGAGCGAGGCAGCAGGGUCAGGACAGUAAAGCAGGCGAUCAGGGCCAGUAUGGUGUCCUGCAGAGCGAGCGGGCCUAA